Arabidopsis lyrata subsp. lyrata is the source of this 1151-nucleotide messenger RNA. Its product is annotated as oleosin 1. Gene Ontology annotation, biological process: lipid storage. The transcript has a single exon. The coding region runs from base 448 to 951 and encodes 167 amino acids. The record is from RefSeq and is a predicted model, not a curated record. Gene Ontology annotation, cellular component: monolayer-surrounded lipid storage body; membrane. Lineage: Eukaryota; Viridiplantae; Streptophyta; Magnoliopsida; Brassicales; Brassicaceae.
CUGUUUUUUUCUCCCUGCAGGCCGAGUUGUGUUUUUGGGAAAAGCCGGUGAUAUGCAGCAACCAAGUUCUGCUGAGCUUAGAGGCGUUGGCUACUACUGAAUUUUAACAUACAAAAUUGUCAUAAAGGUACACAAUUUGCUAUUGUAGUUUCACUUCUGUUGUCUCUUCUUGUAUCUUGAAGGUUUGGUUUAGCGUUCUUCAAUUGGCAUUGGCCCUUUACAUUGUUUUCGGCUAACCAAACUAAACCAAACCCAACCAAUACGAUUUAAAUUAAACCGAAUCUAAACCAAAAUCUCGAUUCUAAACAAAGUGAAAAUCAAGACCAAUCUCCACGUGUUUACAAACAUUGCAUGAAUGCCACCUCAAAGCUGAAUCUGUCCUCCAUUUGUUUUACCCUUCCUCAUUCUAUUCUUUGUCACACACGAAAACAACAAUAGCUCUCUACAAUGGCGGAAAGGUUCUCUAGCGGCGAGGCCCAAUAUUGGCCCAUCUACGGUAGCUCCACCACCACUCCCACUGUUAGCAACAGCCCCAUCGCGUCGGUUUUCCAUCAGCUCCGAUCUCAUUCUCCAACCUCCUCGCAGCUCUUUGGUUUCCUCGCUCUCUUUAUCUCCAGUGGAAUCCUCCUCUUCCUCCUCGGUGUAAGCGUCACCGCCGCCGUGCUCGGCUUCAUUGUGUUUCUUCCAUUGAUCAUCAUCUCGAGUCCGAUAUGGAUUCCCGUUUUUGUCCUCGUGGGCGGGUUCUUAACGGUCUCUGGAUUUCUGGUCGGAACGGUGACAGUCCUGUCGUGGACGUACCGCUAUUUCCGGGGAAUGCACCCGGUUGGAUCGAAUCAGAUGGAUUAUGCACGUAGUCGGAUCUAUGACACGGCCUCUCACGUCAAAGAUUACGCUAGAGAAUACGGUGGUUACUUCCAUGGCAGGGCUAAAGAUGCGGCCCCUGGUGCUUGACCUGAACCGGUUGGUAUAGUCUGGGGCAGGGUAGUAUUAACCGAUCGCGGUACGAUUUAUGGAGCAGGAACACGGUUCAUGGUAUUAUACUAUAUUUUCUUAUUUUGUUUCCGUGAUAAGAUGAAGAAGAAUGUCUAGUUAUGUAUAAGAACAUCGAGUUAUCUUGAAUUGUAAUAUUUUAUUUUGUUUCCGAGUUUUUU